CAGGAAAGGGGUGUGUGCGUUGGUGUGCGUACGUUUCGUCAUUAUUAUUGCGCAGGGUUUUCUGUGGAAAUGAUUUUGGUGAAAAUGCAUGAUCCUUCAUUCUGGGUUUUCUAUUCUAAGAAAAUAGUUCCCUGGGAAUCGCUGUUUUGCGCAUGUAAAGGCACUGUGUGAAGCAGGUGAAAUAGACCUAGGCUCGCUGCUUAUUAUCGACACACGGAUGUAAAGUUGAACAGGAUAUGAUCUACAGUUUCAAGAACUUGUCAAGGCAACAGCGAGAGACGAGUUAAUUUGUGUGUUUAUCGUGACUGCAGUCCCACAAGUUGUAGAAAUUUACAAGACUCACAGAGUCACAGUCGCAAAUACUUGACAACUUGAAAGAUUUUUCAUACCAGGAUCUAAACAAGCAAAAUGGCGUCUCCGGGAUCAGAUGACAGUAUCGACUUAUUUCUCAUCGGGAAAACUGGCCAUGGAAAGAGCUCUUCUGGAAACUCUAUCUUGGGCCGAGAAGCGUUUCAUGUUUCAGACAACACAGAAUCGGACACCUAUGAUGUUCAGGUUGGCUGGGCCCGCCGAGACGGAAGGAAGGUCAAGGUAGUUGAUGGUCCAGGGAUUGGUGAUACUCGUAUGCAGAGGGGAGAUGCAGUACAGAAAAUGGUUCAAGACAUGGGGCAAGGAAUAGUUCAGUGCCCUCGGGGUUUUCAUGCCCUGCUUCUUGUUUUGAAAUAUGGGAACCGUUUUACAGAAGAAGAAUUUGGUACAAUAGAGUUUCUCAAGUCUCUGUUUGGGCCAGCUUUUGUCAAAGACUUUUGCAUCCUGGUGUUUACCCAUGGAGAGCUCUUUGACAUAAACAACAAAAAACGGAACCCGCCCAUCUCUUUUGAAGACUGGCGACGCGAGCAAAAAGGAGCUAUAAAUGACUUGUUUAAUGAAUGUGACAACAGGGCUGUGCUUUUUUAUAACUCGGAUGAAGAAAAAAUGGAGGACCAACUAAAAAUCUUGUUGGGAAUAGUGGACGGUUUAAAGAGCAGGGGUAAGCGCUACACAAACGAAGCUUUUGAUAAAGCUGCAAAGGGCAGAGAGGAACUUAUCGUUAGGGAGAAUGCCCCAAAGUUAAGAGAAGAGAUUCAGGCCAAAAUUGAUAUCCUGGUGGACGGUUUGAACAGUCUGAGGCAAUGCUCUGAACUGGACCCAGUAACCAAAGAGAGGUUUGACCAGCUUAAAAAAGACGCCAGAGAACUGGAGGUGGAGAUUGCUGAACAGGACAAAGGCACGGGAGUCUUACAACAACUUAAUCAAGUCGUGAAAAGCAUCAUAACAAACAUUAACAGUCAUAUGGAAGUCAUGAAAGCAAAGCUGGAUAAAAGCGAAAAAGAAAGAAAAAUGCGUCUGGUGCAGGAACAGUAUACCAUGAAUUUGAGGCACCUUGAAAAUGAACAGAGAGAGCGAAAGCAGGGCUGGGGCGCAUUUUUUAUAGACAUAUUCAAAUCUAUUGCAUCUGCUUUUGUGGCACCAGCAGUAACCUUUGCGGCGAAGAAAAUUUUACAAUGGUUUCGCAAGUAACUUUCAAGUAGAUUUAUCUUUUAAAUUGUGCUGAGAAGCAGCGUAGAACAGCUUUCAGAAAGAAAAAAAAAGAGUAUACUACAAACACAUCAUUUACGUUUUAUUCUUUUUCUAAAAUGUUAUAUUAUUUUUUCGUGUAAUGAAAACUAUAAUAAAUCUAUGUGUUUGAGUUUCAAAUGAUAUUAUUUGUGCACAUGAAUGCCACUCUGUAAUCGGGAACGGAUGCCUUCAGUCUGUUUUGCUCUCUAAUUUUUCAGUGUUCAUCAUGACAGAAACCAGUUCUUUGCUCUUGUUCUGUCAACAUCCAGUCAUUUUAUUAUUGGUUUAGGGCUCUUUGCACUUUGUAAAAGUAAAAAUAAAGUGCGAAUUAAA
Aplysia californica (California sea hare) is the source of this 1932-nucleotide messenger RNA. RefSeq names its product GTPase IMAP family member 7. The record is from RefSeq and is a predicted model, not a curated record. Gene Ontology annotation, molecular function: GTP binding. Lineage: Eukaryota; Metazoa; Mollusca; Gastropoda; Aplysiida; Aplysiidae. The coding region runs from base 409 to 1560 and encodes 383 amino acids. The transcript has 2 exons.